Molecule: messenger RNA, 2004 nt
Organism: Mytilus trossulus (common blue mussel)
Lineage: Eukaryota; Metazoa; Mollusca; Bivalvia; Mytilida; Mytilidae
Exons: 2
Coding region: 1-2004 (667 amino acids)
Source: RefSeq, a predicted model, not a curated record
AUGUAUGGCGCGCUAUUAGUACCUAUUAUUAUUAGUAAACUACCAGUAGAAACGAGAAAAAGUAUUGCCCGUGAAUAUGAUAGCGAUCAUAUAACUCUAAACAACCUCAGAAAAGCCAUCACAAAAGAAGCGAGAAUUCUUGAAGCGGGACAAUUUACCGACCGCGAAGGUUUACAUACUACCGCAACAUUUCUGACCGAAGCUCGUAAUAAAACACAGCGAAAUUUCAAUACAAACAAUCCACGUUUCAAUGACAAAAAACGUCCAUGCAUCUACUGCACUGGUAUACAUUUUCCGGGAGAUUGCACGAUAAUUUCUGACGUGAAUGAAAGACUGAACAUCGUAAAGCAAAAGAAAAAAUGUUUCAACUGUCUAGGAAACCACGGUGUUUCCGAGUGUAAAUCACUUAACCGAUGUAAGAAAUGCAACAAGGAACAUCACACCAGUAUUUGCGGGGAACAAGCUACAGAUGGAAAAGAACAGGAGAGCAAGGAGAAAUCAACCGUUGUAGGCUUGGUAAAAACAGAAGAACCAGACACCGCAGUAAUGUAUACUUCACAACACACUAGCGUUUUAUUGAAAACAGCUAUCGCACCAAUAGCAUACGGGAAACAGAUCACAGAAGCUAGUAUUUUAUUUGACGAAGGUGCCCAACGGUCAUUCAUCACUCAGGGCAUAGCAGACAAAUUACAGAUAAGACCAAGCGGAAGGGACACAAUUGAACUGUCAGCUUUUGGAGACAAGGAGAAGAAUAUACGCCAUUUGGAUACAGUAACUGUUCAACUACAAACAGACAAAGAGGAAAGCGACAUCGAGAAAUUCUGGAAUCUAGAAUCGUUAGGAAUACGUUUACCACAACAGGACGACGAGGAGAGUUUUGUAAAGACUUAUCAACAAGACUGUAUCAAAUUUGAAAACGAACGUUAUUCUGCCAAGUUGCCAUGGAAACUGGAUCAUCCGGACUUACCUUCCAACAUCAUGAUCGUUAAAGCAAGGACAGAAAGCACAAUUAGAAGACUAAGUCGUGAACCACAUUUACUACGAAAAUAUUCAGAAAUUAUUGAAGACCAAAUGAAGAGAGGGUUCAUAGAGAAGGUAAACGACGAGAACGACGAUGGUAAAAGCACUCACUAUAUACCACAUCAUGCCGUAAAAAAAGAUUCGACAACAACACCAAUUCGUAUAGUGUACGACUGUAGCUGUAAAAAGUCUCCAGAUCACGCAAGUUUGAAUGACUGCCUAAUGUCAACCCCGCCAGAUUUGAACGACUUGACAAAAAUAUUAAUGGGAUUUAGAACCAAGAAGUACGCAAUAAGCACGGACAUUGAAAAGGCUUUCCUACAUAUUGGAUUAGAUGAGAAAGAUCGAGAUUUUACACGCUUUUUUUGGUUGAGCGACACAGAUAAUUCCAGCAGUACUCUUACAACAUAUCGAUUUAAAUCUAUUUUGUUUGGUGCAACAAGUUCACCGUUCAUCCUAAAUGCAACACUGCUUAAACACUUGGAUGCAUGCAACACAAAUAUCUCAGCGAUGAUGAAGAAUGACCUUUACGUGGAUAACAUUUUGUCCAGUUUGGAAAAUGAAGAUGACGCCGAAAAGUAUUUUGUACAAGCCAGAUCAUUGAUGUCGGAGGCUGGGUUCAACCUUCGUUCAUGGAGUUCAAAUUGCUCAAAACUUACAGAUUUAGCCAAAAAACAUAACGUAUGUGAAAAAGAAACUUUUGUCAAAAUACUUGGACUGAAAAGGGACACAGUUAAAGAUACGAUAACUUUUCAAAAAGUCGACUUAUUUGAUAUUGAACUACCUAAUAUUACGAAACGUGAGAUUCUUAAACAAUCUUCACGUAUUUACGAUCCCCUAGGAUUACUUAGCCCUGUAUCCGUACGAGCAAAAAUCUUAAUGCAGACAUUGUGGAAACAGAAGUAUGGAUGGGAUGAGCCACUACCAUUAGAAAUACAGACAACAUGGGAAAAUUUAGCCAAAGAUUUGGAGAAAACGACUUAG